Thermochaetoides thermophila DSM 1495 is the source of this 3684-nucleotide messenger RNA. RefSeq names its product metalloendopeptidase-like protein. The transcript has a single exon. The record is from RefSeq and is a predicted model, not a curated record. Lineage: Eukaryota; Fungi; Ascomycota; Sordariomycetes; Sordariales; Chaetomiaceae. The coding region runs from base 1 to 3684 and encodes 1227 amino acids.
AUGCUCCCCCCACCACCAAACAUCCUGGGCGCCCCCCCCGCCCCGCCAUCACCCUCCAACUACCCCGACGAAAACAACUCCUCCGUCAACUCCAACAACAACGACAAAUCCGAUUGGGAGGACUGGACCGACAACGAGAUCAUCACCACCGUCAACAGCCCCCGAACCAACAAUACCAGCCCCCAAACUCCCCAACCCCCUCUACCCCCUACUAGAGGACAAGGACAAGGGCAAGUCCAAGAAGAGCUGCCCGCGACACCAACUACGCCCUGGCCAACGAUCAUGUCCUCCCCUUCAAGGAAUACCAACGGCACCAACUCCCCAAUCUCCCUCCGCGGGAUAAAUAAUCCGACUCUGAAGAGGCUAAGGUCGAGACAACGCCAAAAGGCGCAGAAUGCCCGGGCUGGGAUCAAGCUUGUCACCGACCUCUCCAAAUUGCAACCCCCUUCCCAACAGCAACAGGGCAUGCGCACGGGAAAGUUUGUGGAUUUGGCUGCGCUGAAAGCCCUCGAGGGACGGCGCUCUCCCCUCUCAGGGAGCGACUACUCCGCGAAGCGGGCAAGUUAUGCGAGUUGGAUGAAGCGAAGGCCUACAUACAAGAGCUCACAAAAAUCCCUUGGUGUUGAGGCGAGUCCUGCGACGGGGACACCCAGCGCAGCGACGGCUGAUUUGAGUCCAUAUGAGAGGAGGAUUCCGAUAGGCAUUGAAAUCCCCCCUGGCCAGGAAGUAGUCGUCAGCCCGGAGACGGCAGUAGUAGAGACACCACCUGAUUUGUUUCCGCGGUAUCUACAGGCUAGACAGCAACAGCAGCAACAGCAGGUUCAACUGCAGGUGAAGGACCAGAGGGUUGUGGUUCUGGGACAAGUGGGGAUGGGAAUGGGCAUGGGCAUGGAACAGAGGGGAGUGAUGAGCCCUGAGGAGAUGCCCAAGUCGUGCUGGUCGCCGGAUACCGAGGAUAUGGUUUCGCCUCAGUCGGUCGUAACGGAGAGGUCGCCGCAGGAGGGGUUGAUGGAGAGGGUGUUUGGGAAUUUCCCUUUUCCGAAUAACACCACAACCGCGACGACCACACAACCGACGCAAAAUGCCGCAAAGACUCUCGCAGGAGAGAUCUCUCCUCUAACCCCUGAUGACAAUGCAACACUUCGCUCACCAAUCUACGACGAAGACGACGACACGAACACCCCCGUGACACUCUUCGAAGAGGAUGGCCAAAGUCCAGCAACCACGCGGCGCAGGUCGCUGCGCGCAAUGGCCGCUAAUAACAACCUAACCAUCAACAUCAACCGGCAGCGGUCGGGCACAAGUGGGAGUGCGGAUACGGCGGCGAGGUCGCCGCAGGGCUGGUGGGAUCAGAUUAGGAGCCCCUUCUUUGGACCGCCAACGCCGGUGUAUUUUCCGGGGCAGGGCCCGAGUCAGACGCAGAUGCCGGCACAGGUCCAGGCGCAGGUGGCGGUGAGUGUGACCGGGAAUGGAGUAGACACGAGGGCAGAAGAUGAGUGGUGGAAAGAUGAUGACAAGAAGAAGCAAGUUUCGACAAUGUUUGAACGCAAGGAGGGCUCAUCGAGCAGGACCGGGACGCCGUCCUUGGAGAAGGAGACGCUGAAAGCCCGUCCGCCGCCGCAGAUCGUCGUAGAGGACCACUCGUCUAGUGUCCCAACACCGGGCCCAACGCCAAUGCAAGAGCCGCCUUCGUCCUCAGAACUCGCAAAAACCGCCGCUCUCUCCCAUCCUCCAGAGAAACCACCCACAACAACAGCCUCCCCCUCCGUGCCCUCCCCAACCCCCUCCGACCUUCCCCCUCCGUACUCCCCCCCACGCCCUCAACAUCCUAUUCCCCGCUACCGCCUCAUCCCCCUCCCCUCCCCUUCCCCUUCCCCUUCCCCCGGUCUCGCCGACCAAACAAUCUCCUCUCAACGCGCUCCCGGCCUCGGCCUGCGCGGCGGGAACGGCCAGCCCGACAAUCUCUCCGACAUACCCCUCACACCAAACGCAGGGCCUACGGCGCCGGGGGCGGCUUAUUAUCCAGGUGUGUUGCCUGACCGUCCGCAGGGAUCGUUCGUUCCGGCAGAGCAAUCUCCUUUGGCAGAUGUGCGUGUCAAUGGGCGCGGGCCAUGGCAGAGCGCCGAGCGGAAGAGGAGGAGGCAUGAGAAAGAGGAUGCGGUGGCGUAUCGGGCGGGGAGGAUGUGGCAUGGACGCGGGUGUUUCCCUCUUCUAGGGGGUUGCUGCGGGCUCGGGAGGCCGGGACGGGAGGGGAGGAAGAGAAGGAGGUUUUGCUGUUGCGGGGCGCUGUGCUGCUUGCUGGUGUUAAUGGUGAUUAUUCUGGGGGUUGUAUUGGGAACGGUGGUGUUCAAGAAGAGGGAGAAAGAGGAGGAGUUUGGGCCGUGGAGGUGGGUGAACCUGACGGAUUUCCCGGCUAUGCCUGUCGGCAGGGUGACGGUUGUUGGACCGGAGGAGGAGAUUCGGACAGGGUGUGUGCAGCCAUCGACGUUGUGGUCGUGUGCGAUACCCAAGGAGGAGGCACAGGCGGGGUUGGCACUGGGGUUUGAGUCAACCAAGCCGGCGUUCGUAUUUGAGAUUGAGGUUGAUGAGGGCGAGGAGCAGGCGUGGAACGUGCCUAAUGGCGAGACGCCUACGCCGGUGCCGCUGCCUGCUAGCACCAGCACGACAUCGAGAAUUUCUUCGACCGGCUUCGCUACCGUGACGAGAAGUUUCAGCAGCUCCAGCACGAGAGCUACCUCAACAAGCGCGGCCACCGACGACAACGGCUCCCUCGUCCGGCGCCAGCAAACAGCGACCUCCCCCGGCGAAGGCGAAACUUUCAUCCCCUCCCCUCCGGCACCGCCCUUCCAAGAAAUCUUCUUCCUCGGCAACACCACCGACGGCGUCGUCUCCCCUGACAAGGGCGGCGAGCCAACCCCUUUUUACAUCACCCUGCUCCGACCUAACACCACGACCCCUGAUUCUCCAUCCCUUACCCGCCUAGCCCGCCGCCAAGCAACCACCUCCUCGUCCCCCUCCUUCGGCGACGUCAUCGACGCCCUGAUGCCCCCUCCACACAUCAACCCCGACGGGACCGCCGCUCCUCCCAUCUUCUUGCCAACUCCCCAACGUCAACCCCUUCGUCUCUUUGAUCGUGGUUUGCCGACCGAGCGGUUUGCAUUCUAUUCGUACUUCAACAAAACCAUCUACGUCCGUGAGAUUGGCGAGAACGGACCGAGCCCUGACCGCGCAGACCUGAACGGAGGGUGUCUCCGUGAGGAAGCGAAGUGGGUUGUCGCGUGGCACGAAGUACGUAUCAAAGUCGAGAUCUGGACGCGGAGGAACGCCACUGCGAGACUCGUCAAUGGUGCGCGGGUUGGGUCCAUCACGCCACUUCCGGCGACUCUGAACGAGACGGAGGUAGAGAAGAUCGAGAGUACGCAGCCCGGCACGGCGCCGUAUCCUGUAACAGUAACGUUGGAUACGCAUGGCGGUGAGGUAACUCGGAAGAUUGUGUUUGCGAGGAGGAUUAGUGAGGACUUGAAGAUUCAGCUGAGCGGGGUGAAGCUGAUCAGGAAUGAGAUGAAUAAUACGGGGGAUUUGGUGAACCCGGGCGCGUCAGAGGAUGCGAACCCCAGCUUUGGAGGGUUCGAUGGCGGCACUGGAGGGUGCAGAUGUACGUGGAGGAAUUUCAUUGAUAAUUGA